AUGUCUGGACCCAAGCAACAUAAUGUCAAUCUUUCUGUCCCUCAGAAUCACGAGGCGAAGACGAACUUUGAAGAUGCUGCAAAUGACACAGAUGAUCCUUCUGUGAGGUCUUCGAUAGACAGCAGAGGAUCGUGGUCACACAACCACGGAAAGGGCUUCGACAGUCUGCCAGACCCAGAUUCGUUUCGAAGAUUCUCAGCCAGUCCGUUCCAGCACGGGAGGGCGUCGCCAUUACCAGGAGGAUCGGAAUAUCCAUCGACAAUACCACAGGCGCCUCAGAACCGGGGGAGACUAUGGCGGUUAUGGAGUACGAACAAGGGUGUUGUGUUGGUGGCUCUCUCACAGCUGUUUGGGGCUCUCAUGAAUCUGACGGCACGGUUGCUCGAGCUUGAGGGGGAGGGCAUGCACCCGCUACAAGUUCUCUUCGCCCGCCAAAGUGUCACGAUGGUCUGCUGCUGCGUCUACAUGUAUUGCAUGAAGAUACCAGACUUUCCGUUUGGAAAGAAGGAGAUUAGAUGGCUACUUGUGGCCAGAGGAGUGAGCGGGUUCUUUGGCAUCUUCGGUAUGUGGUACUCGAUGAUGUAUUUGCCCCUCGCCGAAGCAACCGUGAUUACUUUCUUGGCCCCCAGCGUCGCCGGCUACGUCUGCUACCUCGCUCUACGCGAGCCCUUCACCCGCUCCGAGCAGAUAGGCACAAUUGUAGCUUUCUUUGGGGUCGUACUUAUUGCACAUCCGGCAUCACUCUUCACCGGCGACUCGACUUCUUCUGCCGCCGCCACCGCGCCAGAGCACCAGAACUCGACGACGAACAGCACCAUGUCAUCAACACUACCGGGCUUGAACCACCAGGCCACGACUGCGGAGCGUCUGACGGCCAUUGGCGUCGCAAUAGUCGGAGUCUUCGGAGCCGCCGGAGCUUUCACGACGAUUAGAUGGAUUGGCAAGCGCGCGCACCCGCUCAUAUCAGUCAACUACUUUGCCACGUGGUGUACUGUCGUGUGCACCAUCGUUCUUACAGCCGCACCGCUGCUCGAGCUUGGGCAGCCGGCCUUGAGAUUCGCGCUGCCACAGACAGCGCGUCAAUGGCUAUUCUUGUUGUUGUUGGGCGUGUUUGGGUUCAUCAUGCAGUUCCUCCUGACUGCUGGGCUGGGUACAGACAGAUCGAACAGGGCCAACGCUAUGGUUUACACGCAUAUGCUCUUCGCGGCCGGGUUCGACAGGUUCAUUUUCGGCAACGUCAUGGGAUGGGUGAGCCUAGCGGGCUGCGGAUUGAUUAUUGGGAGCGCGCUGUGGGUUGUUCUCACGAAGAGGCCGCCACAACCAAAAAAAGAAAAUGCUGCGGAUGUGGAGGUUGCGAAUGUGAGGGAUACAGAGGCCGUCCCCAUGUUGGCGGAUAUGGACGGUGGAAGGGACGAGGACUUUGAACUUCAAAGGGUUCACUAG
Messenger RNA from Colletotrichum truncatum, 1443 nucleotides. RefSeq names its product integral membrane protein DUF6. Gene Ontology annotation, cellular component: membrane. The record is from RefSeq and is a predicted model, not a curated record. Lineage: Eukaryota; Fungi; Ascomycota; Sordariomycetes; Glomerellales; Glomerellaceae.